This is a messenger RNA of Rosa chinensis, 969 nucleotides long. RefSeq lists its product as uncharacterized. The coding region runs from base 2 to 760 and encodes 252 amino acids. Lineage: Eukaryota; Viridiplantae; Streptophyta; Magnoliopsida; Rosales; Rosaceae. Gene Ontology annotation, cellular component: membrane. Gene Ontology annotation, biological process: protein targeting. The record is from RefSeq and is a predicted model, not a curated record. The transcript is spliced from 7 exons.
CAUGUAUAUCGUAUCAAAAAAAAAAAACAAAAAACAUGUAUAUUGUGGAAAACCCAGCGUUUUGAUAGAAACCCGCCAGGCAAACGGUGUUAGUCGUUGGCUUCAUCCCUCGAAGGCUCAAAACUCUGAGCCAAAGUUUGCGCGCGCUAUCCAGAGCGACCAAGUGAGCAGGGUGACAGAAAAUUUUGAUCUUUCAUCCGCCAAAACACAACUGCUUCCUGGGUUUUACAUUCGAGGGUUAGGUUGGCUGAGAACUGCCCAGGAUUCUUGGCUUUUAUGGGGGAUGGCGGCUGUUUCGCAGUCCGUGGCAACCUGUUCAGGUUUGAUUAAUCAUCCAGGGCAUGCUAAACUACCAUUUGGACCUAACGGGACCAAGAUCACUAAUCACAAUGCCGUUUCAGUAACAUGUAGAAGGACUCGUAGGGCAGGGAUUAGAUGUUUGGCUGUACGUCGGGUUGGCACCACAUAUGCUGCAUCUGUGGGAAAGGAUCAUCAUCAAUUGAGUGUUGAUGAUGGAGUACCUCAGGAGCCCUUCCUUCUAAGUCUUUUCAAAGAAACAGUGUGGUCUUUGAGAUCAUUAUUCAUUUUUCUGCUUGAGCAGCCAAGUCAGCUGAAGUACAUUGAAUGGCCAGGUUUCCGUAGCACACUGAAGACUGCAACUCUUACUCUUGUUCUUGUGGCGUUGCUCAUUGUUGCACUUUCAUCAACUGACUCUGCCCUCAGCUAUAUGUUGGCUUUGAUUCUCAGGAGAAGACCAUAAUCAAACAUUAAUACGAGAAGUAUGAGCAAGAUCAUUUGUUGGAGAUGUAACUUUUUCAUGCCUUUGUUAGUUACGUGCAACAUUUAAAAUAUCUGCCUCCUUUGAAGUGUUAGUUAUCUGUUAUUUAAACAAUAGCCUAGUCAAAUGAUAUAGAGUACCUUUUUCGCAUAUUCUGCACAUAAAAAAUUUGUUCUUGGUUCUUCGACUUC